AUGGCCCUCUUUCUGCUGUUGCUCGGCCUUGGAUUGGUUCUUGUGGCGCCUUCAGAAAGCACAGCGGAGGGAAUUACAGAAAAAACGUCACAGGAAGAAAUGCAACGCACGGCAAAAUGGACCGUUGAGGAAUCAGUGAACUCGACCCUAUCAGAUAAAAAUAUCAGCCCCAGCAUAUCCAAGGAUGUGAUGUCUGCCCCAGCCCCAACACCCAGAAGGUUCUAUUUUGUCAUCCUCAAGGGAAAUACUUCGAGUAAUGAUAAAAACUGUCUAAGCGGCCUGGUAGGCUGGAGAAACAUUUUAGAAGUGAAUGAGUCAUGCCAGCUGGGCAGUAAUAACUUCAUACCUGGGCGCACAGAUGUGAUGCGUGGAGUUCCCAAGGCCACCAGCUGGAAGUGUGGACAAACACGGAACCUAAGCUGCCUCAAGAGCCUGGGGCUGGAGCACGCCGUGUGCAAGGUCACUGCAGGUCAGCAGUGCCCCAGGUGUCCCGAGCACAGGGUCACCUCCUUAAAGAGAAUCUUAACAGUGCUGACCAGCCACUCUCUCAUGAGCUGGUUAGUCAGUGGCUCUAAGCUGUAG
Molecule: messenger RNA, 582 nt
Organism: Acomys russatus (golden spiny mouse)
Lineage: Eukaryota; Metazoa; Chordata; Mammalia; Rodentia; Muridae
Gene: Rnase11
Product: ribonuclease A family member 11 (inactive)
Exons: 1
Coding region: 1-582 (193 amino acids)
Molecular function (GO): nucleic acid binding
Source: RefSeq, a predicted model, not a curated record